AUGUGGUCUGGAGCCGUCGCUGAUGCCUGCUCACCAGAGGACAUUAAGAAGAAUCGUACUUUGAAACUUGGUCUAGCAAUGGCAGCUAAGCCACCCUUCAAGGUAGUCAUAGACUUGAGCCUCAGAAAAAGAGCCCUGGAUGACUUCCUGACCCACUUGUUCCUGAGGGUCAGAAACAGAAGGGACAGGCUGCACCUGUGUUACAAUAGGCUGAAGAUUUUUGGAAAAUCCACCAGCUAUUCCAGGAAGGUCCUGAGAUUGCUACAGCUGGACUCUUUCCAGAAGGUGGAAGUGCACUGUGCCUGGGUGCCCUCCACCUUGGCUGCUUGUGCUCCUUUCAUAGGCAAGAUGAGGAACCUGAAAAAGCUGCUUGUCUCCCAGGUUUAUGUGCCUGCCUACACCUCCCAAGAGGAGCAGGAGCAGCUGCUUGCCCAGCUAACCUUGCAGUUCCUCAGGAUGGACUGCCUGCAGAAGUUCUGUGCCAAUGCUGUCUUCCUCCUCGAGGACCACCUGGAACAGCACCUGAAGACCCCCCUGGAGACCCUCUCAAUAACCAACUGCCCACUGUCAGAUUCUGACUGGAAUUACCUUUCCCGAUAUCCAAACGCCAGACAGCUCAGACACCUGGAACUGAGGGGCAUCAAACUGACUGAUUUCAGUCUGGAGCCCCUCCAAAUUCUGCUGGACAGCACUGCAACCACACUGAACAUCCUGGACUUGGCAGCUUGUGGGAUUACUGAUUCUCAGCUCCAAGCCCUCUUACCUGCCCUGAGCCGCUGCUCCCAGCUUGUGAUCUUGAGCAUCCAUGGGAACCGCCUCUCUAUGUGA
Molecule: messenger RNA, 828 nt
Organism: Ictidomys tridecemlineatus (thirteen-lined ground squirrel)
Lineage: Eukaryota; Metazoa; Chordata; Mammalia; Rodentia; Sciuridae
Source: RefSeq, a predicted model, not a curated record